CUCCAAACUAACCGAAAACGUUAGAGCUCGAAAUAAAUUUGCCUAAAACUGUAGUAUCCGUGUUUGGAAAUUAUCGACCAAGCAGUUUGGGAAUCUCGUGUUAAGAUCAAAAAGGUACAAUUCUUUAUCCUUCAGUCAAACCAAUUUUCUUGCAUGUUAAUUUUUACGACGGCUACAAAUAUAUUAUAAUUAUUGUUUUCGAUAUUUUAGCCGUAAUUUGAAUAUCUAAACUAAAUUUUUAAACUAAAUCUAUGUCUAGAAUUGAUUGAAAAUUAAACCGAUUAUAAAAGAAAAUUUGUUUCGACCUAAAUAUAUGACUGAAUUUGAUUACAUAGAAUCAAAAUUAAGUAAAAUUAUAUUCAAAAAAUAGAAUGGUGAGUACAGUAUUGUGCAUUACCUUAUUUUCCUUGCUCGACUAAAGCUAAAUUAAUUAACAAAUGAAAUACAUAUUAUUGUGUUCUUAAUAUUCAUGAUGAGGUGGAUUCUCUAUGAAAAAUUAUCAUUUCUAUGUAUGUGAUAUCAUACUAACUACAAUAGGAUGAUAUUAUGUACGAAAAUUUAAAAUUACAUAUUUAUUUUUCUAUUAGCUAGUAUUGUGUAUAAUUUAAACUGAUAAACAGCUAUAAAAACUGCAUUAAUAUUUUAAAUGACAUUUAGUUGUUAAAAAUGACAUUGUAUUUUUAUAUACAGCACUAUAUUUCUUACAAUUUAAGACAGAUACAUACUUACACUAUAUCACAAAUAUCAAAGAAAAAAAAAACGUUUUCCAAAUUCCAAAACUUUAAACGUUAAGAGGAAUAAAUAUGUGUCUUGUGUGACGUAAAAGCAUUGGUAAAACCAUUCCUUAAAACAAAUACAAAUGUCUCAGGUUUAUACAUGUGCCUAUUAUGCUUAACUCUUAAUUCUCGGACUAACCAAUUAAUCGAGAUUCUUACGCAUAUAUAUUAAAAAUAUUAUCUAUUUUUUUAAAAAAAUAGGCCAACUAAAUGGCUUGUUGUUUUCCUAACUAAAUUUGGAGACAAGGCAAAGACGAUGUAAAGUGUCCAAGUUUAUGUUUUCGUUGUUAAGUAGUAAUGAUUACUCAAUUCCACCGAUACAAUCCUUAAUCUCCACAACAUUCAGCUUCAAUGCACCAAGAUUAGCCCCUAUAUAAUCAAACCUUUGGUCAAUCAUAUAACUCUCAUAUCUCAAAAAUAACAAUCCCAUUCCUCGACGGUCCAAUGGGGGACACCACAAAGGACGAUGGGUCUAGCCAAAGUAAAGCGGUGCGUGGGGAAAAAAGAGCAUUCUUUUUCAGGAAAUGGACCCGGAUCGAUAUAGCGAGAGCUUCGGCUGUUGGGGCUGUGCAUCUAUUGUGUCUGUUGGCUCCGUUUAACUAUAAAUGGGAAGCUCUCCGGUUCGGUGUGAUUCUCGCUAUAGUGACUAGUCUUAGCAUUACAUUUUCAUACCAUAGGAACUUGACUCACAAGAGCUUUAAGCUUCCUAAAUGGCUUGAAUAUCCAUUCGCUUACUCUGCCCUUUUCGCGCUUCAGGGUCAUCCAAUAGAUUGGGUGAGUACACAUAGGUUCCAUCACCAGUUCACAGAUUCAGACCGUGACCCACAUAGUCCUAUCGAAGGAUUCUGGUUCAGUCACGUCUUUUGGAUAUUCGACACCAGUUACAUCAGAGAAAAGUGCGGAGGACGUGACAACGUGAUGGACUUGAAGCAACAAUGGUUCUAUAGGUUUCUUCGAAACACAAUUGGUCUCCACAUCUUAACAUUUUGGACCCUCGUCUAUUUAUGGGGUGGUCUACCUUACCUAACUUGCGGCGUGGGUGUUGGAGGAACAAUCGGUUACAAUGGGACUUGGCUCAUAAACUCGGCAUGCCAUAUUUGGGGUUCGCGAGCAUGGAACACUAAGGACACCUCUCGUAACAUUUGGUGGCUAGGGCCAUUCACGAUGGGAGAGAGCUGGCACAACAACCACCAUGCCUUUGAGGCCUCGGCCAGGCACGGACUGGAAUGGUAUCAGGUAGACUUAACUUGGUACCUCAUUUGUUUCUUCCAAGCUCUCGGUUUAGCCACGGAUGUCAAAUUGCCUACCGAUGCUCAAAAGCGAAAAUUGGCUUUCGCUCGUUAGUCACAAGCUCUAUAUCUAUGAAUCUAUCUAUUUCUUUAAUUAUAUAUGCGUAAUCAUCACUCGCUCAUUCGUUAUUUUAUGUAAAACAAUCAAGAAUAAUAUGUUCUCAAAACUUGUAUCUAGUUGAUGUAACACCUUCUACGUAUAUUUCAUGUUGUAUGAACAAUGAAAGCCGAGAUAAUACAUUAUCUUC
Arabidopsis thaliana (thale cress) is the source of this 2313-nucleotide messenger RNA. Its product is annotated as Fatty acid desaturase family protein. The coding region runs from base 1221 to 2120 and encodes 299 amino acids. Gene Ontology annotation, molecular function: oxidoreductase activity, acting on paired donors, with oxidation of a pair of donors resulting in the reduction of molecular oxygen to two molecules of water. The transcript has 5 exons. The record is from RefSeq and is marked reviewed. Gene Ontology annotation, cellular component: endoplasmic reticulum membrane. Gene Ontology annotation, biological process: lipid metabolic process; unsaturated fatty acid biosynthetic process. NCBI's taxonomy places the organism in Eukaryota, Viridiplantae, Streptophyta, Magnoliopsida, Brassicales, Brassicaceae.